This is a messenger RNA of Brassicogethes aeneus, 989 nucleotides long. NCBI's taxonomy places the organism in Eukaryota, Metazoa, Arthropoda, Insecta, Coleoptera, Nitidulidae. The record is from the annotation of a GenBank genome assembly.
UGAAAACAUAGCAGUAGAUACCAUUUGUAUUAUUUUCUUUAGCAUAGUAAAUCAUCAAAUAAAAAUGCUAAGGUGGAAAAACAAAAUUGCUGUGGUCACUGGUGCAAAUCAAGGAAUUGGUUAUGGUAUAGCAAAGGAAUUAGUUAAACACGGCAUAAAGGUUGUAAGUCUUGAUAUUGAAACUUCAAACGUGGAAGACUUAUCCGAUGAACACAAAUAUAAUGGUUUAAUAGUCUCAAAAAAAGUUGAUGUACGAGAAGAACAAGAAGUGGUGGAUGCUUUUCAGUGGAUCAAAAAACACAUUGGACCUGUAUCUAUUUUGAUUAACAGUGCAGGUGUUUUGGAGACUACCAACCUAUCAGACGGUAAUGCUGAUAUUUGGAAGAACACCCUUCUUACAAAUGUUCAUGGGUUAAAUCUUUGCACCAGAGAAGCGGUUAGAUGUCUAAAACAAAAUGGCGAUGAAGGACACAUUAUUCACUUGAAUAGUAUUUGCGGACAUUUUGUACCACAAAUCGAGAAUUUUAAUGUCUAUCCAGCUUCUAAAUACGCUGUUACAGCUUUAACCGAAGGGUUGAGAAGGGAAUUAGCCAAGUUGAAGGCAAAUAUCAAAGUUUCAAGCAUUAGCCCAGGAAUUGUUAAAACAAAAAUGUUGGAAGUGAAACUAAAAACCGAUCCAAUGUACAAAAAUAUUCCUUUUCUUCCAUUACUAGAAGUCGACGAUGUUGUUGAGUCAGUAAUUUACGUACUGGGAACGCCACCGAAUAUUCAAGUUCACGAACUCAUAAUUAAGCCAUUGCACGAAUUCGUGUGAAGUUGUCGAAAACUUUUUUAGAUCGAGACAGUAAUAAAAUUAUUCAAGUUUUCAGUUCUUUUGACUAUAAUUUUAUUCCUGAUAUUGCCACCCUCAUGGAGACGCAGAAAUGAUAAACAUUGCUUGGUUUCCAAAAGUUUGUCUGCAAACAUUUAAAUUGUGUUUUUAAAAAUUG